Molecule: messenger RNA, 6414 nt
Organism: Penicillium angulare
Lineage: Eukaryota; Fungi; Ascomycota; Eurotiomycetes; Eurotiales; Aspergillaceae
Gene: atrA
Product: protein kinase MEC1
Exons: 26
Coding region: 1-6414 (2137 amino acids)
Biological process (GO): telomere maintenance; protein phosphorylation; DNA damage checkpoint signaling
Cellular component (GO): nucleus
Molecular function (GO): protein serine/threonine kinase activity; protein binding
Source: RefSeq, a predicted model, not a curated record
AUGGCACCUGAGCAUCGAAAAGGCGGCUUCAGGGCUGGGAAUGCCCAGCGACAGGUGGAGCCCGCUUCAUCUAUCCUGGCGGCACACUUCGCCCCGCUAGCAUCUCAAGGACAUGAAACGCAUCGCCUGUCCCGAGAAACUUUCUCGCAGCUUCGCCAGGAGCUUCUGGGAGAAAGGCAAAGUCAAGUCCGGGUCGAUGAGGGCAUCACAGACAUCAACAAGCUCAUAUGUAUCGUUCUCAAAGCCGGCCUGGAAGUAAACCCGAGCAACAUCACUUUAGCAAAUGAUUUGCAGGGUCAAAUUCUGGACUGUCUCGAUAUCAUACAUGCAGGCAUUGAGAAAGCGCCCCAGGUGUUGCUGGAAGAUUCGGAUCCUCUUAUCUUAGGCGAGGAUGCCCCGGCACCAUUACAGCAGCUGAGAGAGUCCAUUUUACCUGCAUUUGAAGAAAUCAAGAACAAGAACGGUACCUUGCGGCCGAUGGAGCCAGAUCUUUGGGCCGCAAUAGAGUUUCUACAGCGUAACCUGCCUAGCGACUCAAAGCAUGCCGAAGAAGCUACUGGUGAUCCACAUGAUGCUAUGGAGACAGAAAAGACAGCUCCGGUCCAGAUGAUUGGGGGAUCCCAUGAUGAGCAACAGCAAAAUGGAGACUCGCGAGCCUCGAAGCGCAUUUGCAUUGCUGUUGAAUCCACUGAUUUGGACUUGUUGUCCUCUUUCAUGGGAAAAAUGUCGACCGUGUUAAAUUGCGACAGUACCGGGGGGUUAGCAGGCGUGCACACUGCCCUACAGGCAUCAUACGAUGGGCUUGCUGAGACUCAAAGGUCCGAGGUACUGCAUAUCAUGGGAAAGAUGUCUUGUGCCAUCAUAGGGGGUCUUAAGCAAAAAUCAUCGGAUAUUCUAGGCCGAGACACAGUUCUCUGUCAAACCUGUGACCUGGGAGAAGAUGGUCAUCGAAUCGCUGCCGAGGAAGAUAAAGCCAACUUUGAGGAAUUAUGGAAGAUGUUCAACCUCACCCUUCCAAAGCUCACGCGAACACCUGGUCCCCGAAUAGCUGCCAUGGUUGCGCUGAAAAGACUUUUGAUACACUCCCCUUUCAUUCAAUCGUGGCAUUUAGUCUCGGACGAAGAAGAAAAGAACAUCAUUCUUUUGCGUCUCUUGGAGUACCUUGGCCACUCGAAUCCCUACAUAUGUGCGGUAUCGUACAAUGAGUUGUCUAAACUUGCACAAUCCUUCAGCUUAACACCUGCUGGCUUAUUCAGACCAUACUGGAGAACAUUGUCUGUGGAAGUGGUCAAAAACCUUCAGUCUCGACCAUAUAUGGCCGAGCAGCUCUGCGAACUACUUGGUAUGAAGGUCGAUAGCUUUUUACGACUAACAGAGGUUUACGUACUUCCGUAUCUGGUCUUGACGAGAAAGAGAGACAUCAUUGCUCGCAUUGGGGCGAGUCGAGAUGAAGCCGAGUCGCCUUUCGACGAAUGCAAGAAUCCAGAAGUUAUGAUUAUGUCUCUCUUGGCAGAAAUAGAUCCGGCUUUCAAGGGGCGCACUCUGGCGGAGUUGGUGCGAAUCGAGCCAAUCCUCAUUGCUUGCGAUCUGUUGAAAAGCUUAGGGGAUGCUAGCGAACAGACCAAGGAAAGGUUUCAUCAAGCACUCCGCCGCCUAGCCAAGUUUGUUCCUAGAAAGCUUUCACACGGGAGCUCCAAGAAGGCGGAUUUGCUCAGCCACUUUAUCGAAGAACAUGUUCUCGGAAUCAUCACUCAAUUUGCAAACGCAAUUAACGAUUUCCAAGUCAGACAGACCUUAGCAGAGAAAAGGCGUAACUUGAAAGCGAUUGAAGAAAUGAUCAAUAUCGCAAGAGGUCAUGUCAGCAAUGCAUUACCUCAGGUUUGUGCUUGUCUUCGCUCUGCACUCGAGAUCGAGGAGUUGUGUGAUCAGGCCUUCUCCGCAUGGAAAACCUUGAUUAGCACUCUCAGUGCGGAAGAUGUCGAACCCCUUGUCGAUCAGACAUUGGCAAUUGUGAUUCGAUACUGGACAAAAAUGACCGAGGAGAGCAGGAAACAGGCCUAUAAUCUCAUAGACCAUAUGUUGACAACCCACUCAAACCUUUUGCGGGACACUUUCAACACGAUGCCCUCUCUAGCUUCCAUACCGGAAAUGGCUCCGUUCGAGGCCAAGAUUAACGAACUGCGUGCGGAGAUGGACGUCCGGAGCCAACUUCUUGCCUUGAUCCGUCGCUGCCAAGGCGAGAAUGGGACUGUCGUGGAGCAGGCAUUGAACGAAUUACUUCCCUUCCUUUCCGAUAAUGAAGAAUUCCUGCAUAUGUCUGCUCUAAGUGAGCAACCUGAUCCUGUGCUAGCACAACUUACUAGAGCAUUGCUAGAUUGUUGUGUUAAAUUCAACGCCAAUUCUGAUCGAAUCACGUCGCUGUCAGCACGGUGCUUGGGUCUUGUUGGAUGUCUGGACCCCAAUCGAGUGGAGACAAUCAAGGAAAAGAAAGAUAUUCUUGUGCUGUCGAACUUCGAUCGAAUGGAAGAGACUGUUGAAUUUGUCCUCUUCUUUCUCCAGCAUGUGCUAGUUGAAGCAUUCUUGUCGGCUUCCAACACAAGAGCUCAAGGGUUCUUAGCAUACGCCAUGCAAAAUCUCCUUAAGAUCUGCCACUUGCAUACUUCUGUUGCUCAAAACUCCCGUGCCCUCCAGGGCGAUGAACAAUAUCAGCGCUGGCUUGAACUUCCGGAAGGAAUCAGAAGUACUUUAACGCCGUUUCUCACAUCUACUUACACAGUGACCAUCGGCGCGACAAACCCCACAGUCGAAUAUCCUCUCUUCUCUCCUGAAAUGACACACAGUGAAUGGCUCCGAACUCUCGUACAAGACUUGCUCCAAACUGGUAAUGCCGAUAAUGUGAAACUCAUAUUUGCCGUAUGCAGUCGCAUUGUGAAGGGCCAAGAUAUCUCGAUCUCAUCCUUUCUCUUGCCAUUUGCAGUCCUCAACCGCGUUGUUGGAGGUACAGUACAAGAACAGCUAGAUGUUCAGAAUGAACUGAUGAAAGUGCUGUCGCAUCCUCUUCCCGACACGAACAAUGCUGAUCGGGACACAAUAAUUUGCAGUAGCCAGAGUGUUUUUGAAGUCCUUGAUUAUCUGUCAAGGUGGUUACAGGGAAAGAAGAAACAACUCAAUACUGUAGGCAACCAUUCGCAUCAAUCUAGUCGUUCCAACCGAGAAGGAGGUCGAGAUUUCCUUGUCGACAAAUAUACGCCUCAGAUCAAGUCGGUUGAGGCUCUUCUGGCUGCGAUACCGCCUGAGAUCAUUUCCAAACGUGCUGUGGAAUGUAAAUCUUUCUCUAGAGCUUUGUUCCAUUGGGAGCAAUACAUCCGGAGAUGGAAUUCAUCAUCCCCAGAGCCCAAAGAUGGAGCAAGUGCUGAGCCUCUUUAUCAAAGACUACAAGACAUAUACAGUCAAAUUGACGAACCAGAUGGGAUAGAAGGAAUUUCUAUUCAUCUUUCCGCGCUCGACGUUGAUCAGCAAGUAUUAGAGCAUCGAAAAGCAGGUAGAUGGGCCACGGCGCAAAGUUGGUAUGAGCUUCAGCUCGAAAAGGAGCCCGAGAAUCUGGACGCGCAGUGGAAUCUGAUUACCUGCCUCAAAGAAUCAGGCCAGCAAGAUGCUAUUCUCACUCGCUUUGAAGCCUUUAAAGAAGACGACGCUGCGACUUCACGAUUUUUGCCAUUCGCAGUUGAGGCAUCAUGGAUCACAAGUAGAUGGUCUAAGCUCCAUGGCUAUCUCAAGUCGUGUGCUGAGCAAGGUACUGGCGACUUCAAUGUGGGAAUCGGCUCGGUUCUCCGCACUCUUCAGGAACGCCAGCAAAAGGACAAUGCCGAAGAGCAGAAGAAAGAUGACUUCACCAGAAUUAUCAAUGAGCUUAGACUCAACGUCGCAAAGUCGUUGACAGCGAAUUCUGUCACUUCGUUGCAGUCGUGCCAUGACGACAUGCUCCGAUUGCAUGCUCUGGCAGAUGUCGAGGCUAUAGCUAACGCAGGUGCCGCAAAUCCUGCCUAUCCAGAUUUGAAAGCUGCUCUCAAGCGACGAUUGGAUGUUCUGGGGGGUUACAUCGCUGACAAACAGUAUCUCUUGGGUAUAAGACGAGCAGCUAUGGAGCUAGCGGGCGGCUUUGUCGAUUUCGAUAUAUCUACUGCUUGGCUUACAAGCUCCCAUCUUUCCCGGAAGGGAAAGUUCACCACCCAGGCUUAUCAUUCCAUGCUUAAUGCAGCGCGACUCAAGGAUGGUUCGGCCACCAUUGAACACGCAAAACUUCUCUGGCAAGAUGGACAUCACCGUAAAGCAAUUCAGACUCUUGAAGGAGCCAUAGCUGCUAAUGAAACGACCUCUACGACCUCUACUUCGAAUGAAUCUGAUACACUGUCAUUUGUUUCCACUCGUGGUCAAAAGCAAAACGAUAUUCCUGCCAGGGCGCACCUCCUGUUGGCGAAGUGGACUGAUAGAGCUGGUCAAACCCAUUCUCAGGCCAUUGUCCAGCGAUACCGAGAAGCUAUCAAGCUAAAUCCAAGGUGGGAGAAAGCUCAUUACUAUUUGGGGAAACACUACAACAAAAUCUUGGACUCAGAAAAGGCCAAACCCAUGGGUAAAGAGGCUCAAAUAUAUCUGAGUGGAGAAGCUACUAAGUUGGUGAUUGACAAUUACCUCCGUUCAUUAACCUAUGGCAGCAAAUAUGUGUUCCAGACUCUACCAAAGCUUUUGACUCUCUGGUUAGAGCAUGCCUCCAUUGUGGAUCAACCCAUUGACCCAAAAAGAGGAGAUAACGAGGAGUUUCAGAGGCACACAAAGACACAACGGCAGAAAAGUCUGGAUGAGAUGCAUACGCAGUUGAAAAAAUACAUCUCGUCUCGCCUCCAGCCUGCCUUGUUGUUUACCAUUCUUCCUCAAGUUGUGGCUCGUAUCUGUCACCCAAAUAACACAGUCUACGACCUGUUGACCAGAAUUGUGACCAAAUCUGUCCAUAACUUCCCCCAACAAGGUCUUUGGACAGUUCUGGCUGUAGUGAAAUCUUCAAAUAAAGAUCGAGCUACAAAAGGCUAUAACUGCCUCCAGAAAAUCACGGAGUUUACCACAAAACACAAGGCUGACAUCUCGUCUCCUGAUAUUCGGCGAAUGAUAAACUCAGGCCAAAAGUUCUCGGAGGAGCUACUCCAGUUGUGUCUUGCUCGUGUUGAGGAUAGAGUCUCUAAGGUCCAUCUUGCUCGCACUCUUGGGUUUAAUCAUAAAGUUGCACCAUGCCGACUUGUCGUACCGUUUCAAGCCAUGUUGAUUCCGAGUCUCCCCACAAGUCAUGAUUCAGAGUAUUUGAAAGGAUUCAGAGCUUUCCCGAGGGAUCCCACGACCAUUGAAGCUGUUCUCGAUGAGGCUCAAAUCUUGAACUCGCUUCAAAAGCCACGCAAGAUCAGUAUCCGUGGUUCUGACGGGAAAAUUUACAAUGCACUUUGCAAACCAAAAGAUGAUUUGCGAAAGGAUCAGCGACUCAUGGAGUUCAACAACAUGAUUAAUCGAUUCCUGAAGCGCGACGUUGAGGCCAGCAAGAGAAGAAUGUACAUCAAAACCUAUGCAGUCACGCCACUAAAUGAAGAGUGUGGUUUGAUUGAAUGGGUAGACAACCUUCGUACACUGAGGGAUAUUAUCAUCAAGCUUCUCCGCGAGAGAGGAGUUGCGCCAAACUAUACCGAAAUCAAGCAUUAUCUCAAUGAGAUCUGCGCGGACAGGUCGCUUUCCAAGCUACCACUCUUCACCACCAAGAUUUUGGACAAGCUCCCUCCUGUCCUCCAUGAGUGGUUUGUUGAAAUGUUCCCUGAAACUGAGGCUUGGUUCACAGCAAGAAUGCGGUAUACAAGGUCUUCAGCUGUGAUGUCUAUGGUUGGAUACGUUUUAGGACUCGGCGAUCGACACGGAGAGAACUUGUCAUUUGAAGAAGGAACUGGAGGCAUCUUGCAUGUCGAUUUCAACUGUCUAUUCGACAAGGGCCAAACAUUCGAGAAACCCGAAGUGGUUCCAUUCCGACUGACACAAAAUAUGAUUGACGCAUUUGGCGCUUACGGAUAUAAUGGACCCUUCCGACGCACCUGCGAAAUCACCAUGAGCCUCCUUCGUCAAAACGAGGAUGCGUUGAUGACCAUCCUAGAGACCUUCCUACAUGACCCAACCACCGACUUCAUCGGGAAAAGACGUCGUAAUCAUACAAAUGUUCCAGACACGCCGGCCGGUGUCCUUGAGGAUGUUCGAAACAAACUUCGGGGGUUCAUGUCUAAGCAGCCCAUCCCUCUCUCAGUAGACGGGCAAGUUGAUGAGCUGAUUGUGCAGGCAACUGACAAGAAGAAUCUAGCGGCCAUGUACAUUGGAUGGUGCUCGUUUUUCUAA